Molecule: messenger RNA, 1946 nt
Organism: Paramecium octaurelia
Lineage: Eukaryota; Ciliophora; Oligohymenophorea; Peniculida; Parameciidae
Source: the annotation of a GenBank genome assembly
AUGUAAAUUAAAAAAAUUUAAGAAAUCAAUUGCUAGUGUUGUGUGUAUAGAAACAAUAUCAAAUUAUUAUUCAAGGGGGAAAAAGGUUUAUUAAGAAAAGUGGUUAUUUCCUUAUAUGAGAGAUAUCCAGCUCAAGCUGCACCAAUCAUUUAACAACCAAUUAAACUCAAAUAGCCUACUUUAGAAUAGAUGUUUUCCCGCCAAAAAUAGGCAAAAGAAGAAACUAAAGAGGUUAUUGAUAAAAAACCUCUCGAAAUGGAAGUUUAUAUAAAAGUCUUCUGUAAUGGAGAGGAAUUACUUUGCUUCAACUUAGACGAAAGCAUAAAUUUAUCUAAAUCUGAAGUGAGAUAAUAAACACUAAAUUUAUAAUUUGCAGAUAAAAUUCUCUCUCUUUAUGAAUGUCCUAAUGAAAUACUGGAAUAAUUUAGAUCUGUAUUGAUUUGUAUCUAUAGAUUACAUUAUCCUUAGAAUUAUAAAAUGAUAAAAAAUAACUAAUUAAUCACCGAAAGAACUCUCAACAUCUCCCAACAAAAGAGGUGUAGCAAUCACAACCUGAAAUCCCACCUAAAGAUACACAAGAGAAAAGAGAAUUAAAUGUAAUCUAAAGGCUGAAAUUACAGAGGAAAUUAUUAGCUUCCUAAUAAUAAUAAUUAUAAUAAUAAUAAUAAAGCGAAUAGAUCUAAAAGUAAAUAAUCAAGACUAAGUCAUAAGAACCUGCUAUUCCAAUUAAAUAAUUAAAUAUAAAAUUCUAGUUACCCUUAUUCAUUUGGACCCAAAUAUUGUCAUAUAUAGGUUCUCUGUAAUUAAUGGGAUUGAGAUUGAUAAACAAACAGUUUGAAUAAUCGAUUAAUAACUUAAUUCAUAAAUUAUCAUAUAAACAUGUUGGAGAAAUUCCAUAUGAAAUUCUGUGCAGUUCACUGAUCAAAUUUUCAAAGUUGAAACACUUAAGUUUUGGAUCCUUGAAGAAUAUCAAACCUACUCAAUUACAAGAUGUCAGAAUUACUUCAAUCUCACUACUACAAACUUUAGACUUUAAAGAUUAUCAUGCUUUGACUGAUAAAUUGUGUUCUAAAUUUAUUUUGCAAUGUGUCAACUUAAAAACAUUAGUGUUACCUUACAACUCUAAAAUUACAAGUGAUACUAUUACAUUAAUUUCUUAAAAACUCACCAAUCUCGAAAGACUAAAGUUAGUAGAAAAGGAUAAGGGUCAAUUAAAUGAAGAAAUUGCUUUUACAUCAUAUUUAUCAAUCUUUUAAUUAAAAUAACUUCAUUACAUUAGAAUUCCCUUUUUACAAAUAGAUUUCUUUUUGAAAUAUUGUUAAUUGAACGAAACUAAUCCAUUUAAUUCCAUAAGGUAGAAAAUUAAAAUUGGAACAAUCAUAUUUUCUAUUUUAAACUCAAAUCAAAUAACUCAAUUUCUUAAUUUUCUUUAAAUCAAUAAUGAAAUCACUAAGUUAUGCAUAGGGGAAUUAUAAAUGAAAAAUUUAACACCCUUAAAGCAUACUGUUUUAUUUGAUGAGAGAAUCUUUUAACAAUUGAAAGGUAAUUAAUAAUAUUAUAUACAAAGGGAUUUUUAAAUUCAGUUUUGGAGGAUUUGUUGAUGAUGAGUACUGCAGAUAACUUUGUACCCAUAAUCCAGAUAUUAAGUAGCUUAAAAUUAGAUCAAAAAUGAUUACAGAUGAUGGCUUAAAAGUAAUUUAAUCUAUAAAUUCUAGAAUAUCUUCUUAAAAUGUAAAUCAAUCGAAAAAAUUGAUGUAGCAUUUUGUUCUAUGAUUUGCGGUACAGGAUUUGAAUAUCUGACUGAUAAAUCACUUACUCUAGAGUAUCCAAAAAUAUUUAUAGCUGUAUCUCUGGAUGAUUAUAAUAUGCAAUGUUUGGAAGAGUUAUUACAAAGAAAAUCGUAUGAUUGCAAACCUACUCUCAGAAAAAAGUUAAAGAAGUUUUGA